Messenger RNA from Eriocheir sinensis (Chinese mitten crab), 1625 nucleotides. RefSeq names its product ras-related protein Rab-8B-like. Lineage: Eukaryota; Metazoa; Arthropoda; Malacostraca; Decapoda; Varunidae. The transcript is spliced from 6 exons. Gene Ontology annotation, molecular function: GTPase activity; GTP binding. The coding region runs from base 491 to 1090 and encodes 199 amino acids. The record is from RefSeq and is a predicted model, not a curated record.
UACACAUGUAACAGCCAGUUGUUAUAUACGUGUUAUCGGCGCCUUAUCUCACGGCCUCAAUUAAGACUCAUACCCCGCGCGUGCUGCAGCUUCACACACGCCCGCCGUCACUCCGUCUACGCCAACACACCAUAGCUAACUCACGUCCUCCGUCACGGCUCCGAGAUCGUGGCCCGAGGACGCAGGAGCCGGUCAGGGUCGUCAGCAGAGAUCGAGACUUGGGGCCAGUUCGACAGUCCAACGCAGGGUCAUUGUAAGCGCCCCAACCAAGCUGUCUUCUCCACAGUACCACUCAAUACCAGAUACUAAUGAACUUUCCUGUAUAGUUUCGUAAAAUUUCCUCCUUUUUAUAGCAACGCCAAACACUAUACAAGGAACUUUCGUCGUAUUUUGUGUUUGGUUGGGAGCUUACAAACUUGCUGUAUUGAACUGUAAAACUGGCCCUUGAAGGCGUCCCUUGAGCCUCCUUCCCGUCCCUUGGUGAGCCGUGAUGGCGGUGCGCGGCUCGGCUCCCAGCGUGCUGAAGGUGCUGGUGGUGGGCGACAACAACGUCAACAAGGGACUCCUGCUGGCCAAGUUUGAGAACAGUCAGCAGCAGAACUUCCCCUUCGUGUCAACCAUCGGUCUUCCGUUCCGCGUGCGUGAGGUGCGGGUCGAGGGUCGGCUGGUGCGGCUACAGUUGUGGGACGCGGGCUGGGCCGAGGCGUGGGCGGCCCUCACGGCGCCCCCCCAGGACCCCCUCGCCGCCGCCGCCCUGCUCCUCGUGUACGACGUGACCCGGGAAGACACCUACGAGAGCGUCAGGACCUGGUUACAGAGGAUGCGUUCUGAGGCGCGGGGGCAGGAGCGACUCAUUAUGGUUCUGGCCGAUAACUGCCAUUACCUACACGACGACAGGCAGGUGACGUGGGAGCGAGGCAAGCAGCUGGGCCUUGAGGCUGAUCGGCCCUUCUUCGAGGUGUCGGCCGUGACGGGGACCAACGUGGAGGCUGUGCUCAAGGCUAUCACGAGUUCGAUGCUGGCAAAGGACUCCGCGGCGGCGCCCUCCACCUCCGCGGGCAGCACCAAAGCCAGCUGUUGCGUGCAGUGAGUGCCGAGGAAGAAGAGGAGGUGGAGGAGGAGGAGGAGGAGAAGGAAAGCGAAAUAAAAUGAUAGUUGGGUUAUUCGCUACUGAAGAGCAACACAGGACCUUGGACUUUGCUUUGGCAAGUCACCUUCUGUCGAGAGCCGCAGCAUUGAAGGGAGGGAAGGAGGAGGGAACGAGUGAGGCGCCAAGAACUCACCCAGCGGGACCCCUCGUGGCCCUGCCCUCCACGGCGUCCCUUCCCCUUCGGUCAGUGCCAGCGGUGCACGCAAACGGUGCCUCAUAGAUAGAUUUGUAGACAGAUAGAUUGCUUGAUUUUUUUUUUUUUAAAGUCUCCGCCUAUUGCGCCGGUAGGCUUGCUUGAGGGGCCUGGAUGGUGUUCGGCCCCAGCCCGUCAUGGCGCACGCAAGUGUUUAUAGUGGCGCCAUCUUCCAUCUCUUUGAUUGAUAGAUAGGCUAAAUAGAUUCAUAGAUAGAUUGGUAUAUAUUUUUUAUUUGGGGUCUCAUAGAUAGAUAGACAGAUAUAAAGGUUUCAAACAGAC